CUAGAUUUAAGUAAAAACUACUGGCAAAAACUUUGCCCAAUGCCAAGUAGGUGUUGUCAACUUGUCAGUCAGGUUGUUUACUUCCGGUUUCGAUUCUCUCUCAUUCCUCCCGUCCCAUGUGUGUGUGGUGAAGCUGUGGCAUCGUAGCUUGUAUUGCACCACUAAUAACAACUACCGGCGAUUUGGAAGUUUCAAAGAGUUGGAAUCAUCCAUCACAUCUUAAAGAGUUUUAAAAUCUGCUGUUUCUCGUUGCGUUCGUGAACCUGUCUCCAGAAUGGGUCGUUACCGCAGAAAAAAGAUGCACAAGGGAGACAAACCGUUGAAGGAGAAGUACAGAACCAAGCGCAGGACAAGAGAUUUGGAUCAGAUUCAUGACGACAUGAAGAGUCCAGACAAAAUGGUCAAUCAGCCAGUAGAUCUGGACAAGCCUGGAGCAGGGCAGUUUUACUGUUUGCAUUGCGCGAAGCAUUUUAUUGAUGAGAAAGCCCUGAAAGAUCACUUCAAAAGUAAACCACAUAAACGCAGACUCAAGGCCUUGGAGACAGAACCUUACACACAAGAAGAAGCGGAUCGGGCUGCUGGGAUGGGCUCAUACAUAGCGCCCCGUAAACUCGAGGUCCAGAAACAAGAGACAAAUGAUGACUCCGAUGAAGAAGGAGAUUUGUCCAUGAAGCCUGCAUAGCCUUUAAUUAAUGACUUGUUACUUUGGUUGAUUUUAUUUGUUUAUUUUUAUCCUUGAGCCACAUACACCCGGAAAAUUUGCUGCACUCCGGCAUUUGGCGGGGUUUUCUUUCAUGUCUCAUUGUGCUGUUUCCUAAGUUUCCAGAGGUAAUACUUGCAGUCGUACAGAGGAGACAAGUUGAUACUGCAGUGGAAAGACUCAUUGAAUUCGGAGGUCUUUAGAAUAACAGUUUUUUUAAAGAAUUGUUAUUAUAUUGUCCAGAGGUCAUGUGUGAAGAGGUUGCAUUUGUUUUUCUGGCAGUCUAGAGUCAAAGUCUUAUAUUUAAAUUGGUAGUAAUUUGUGUUUCCAUUGCUCUGUCUGGUAGUGGUAGUGCUAUAGGGCUAGUUGGGUUGCCCAGCAUGUCACCACCGUUGGGUCGGGAUGGUUUAAGGAGAGGCUUAAGGGCCACUGUGGCCUGAUGCUUCACUGUGCAGGAAAGCAAGUCUGUUUUUUUUCUUUCUUUCUUUUGAAGUGUAAUUGAAAGUGGUGUCGUACUUAUUGUGUUGGUAGACCACCCUUUCAACACUGUAAGGUUUUUUAUUAAGGGGGGGGGGGGGCAGCAGCUGAAGAUUAUCUUGCUUAUUAGUGGAUCAAAUGUUAUCGAAUUUCACACAUAUAACAAGCAUAGUAAGGGGUAGUAAAAUCUGCAUUCAAAUUUGAGGAAAACAAUUUUGUUUCCAUGGAUAUGGUGGCCAUAUUGGAUUUUUGCGACUUUUCUAAUUAUUCUUAAUUCUGUGAAAAUUUCAUGAAGAUUGAAGAAAAAAUGGUGGAGUUAUUAAAAAAAUUAUAUCGAUCAAAACCACGUUUGGAGAAAACGAGCGAUAAAGAAAAAUAAAAUAUGGACUUUAUGAGGAAAUGAUGGUGACGAACACGCCUGGUAUGGAAAAAAAAUAAGGCUAUAGGGGGUUCAUUGUGAUGAAAUAGUUGUAAGAGAGUCUGAAGAAGCUAAAAAUGCCUACAACUUAAAAUCCAUAGUUGUGAGCCAAAUCGUUACUUUUGAAGUGCCCCUUUUUUUUCAGGGUUUCUGAAUUCAAUAUCCUCCUCUGCUAAGUAGGUGCAGGGACUCUUCACACAACUUAAGUUUAUGAACACCCCAUUGGGGAUUUAAGUUAGGGUCAUCCACACCAUCACUCUGUGUGGUAUCAAUGAGGCUAAUGGCAUGCGCUGUGAAGGAUGGUUGGUAUUUGUGUUGGUAAUGUGUCUGUGAAGGAUGGUUGGUACUUGUGUGUGGGUGUGUGAACUUGGUUUAGUGUAAUUUUCACUUUCUGUAGUGUUUAACUUGUAGCCUACUAUGUUGGUUUUGAAGUCAGUUUAGUGUAUUAACUGUUUUUGUCUGAGCUUUGAGUUCACUAGGUUGACUUCUGGUCUGGUUUCUUAGAAAACUUGCAACAUAUGUUAAUUGUACAAGUUAUUUUCGUUUGAAUACUCUAUUACGGUCAAACCUCGUUGCACCCAUAUCUUUGGGAUGAGCAUGAAGUUGCUGGAACAGCGGAGCUGGCAGUUCAACAGGGUUCUCUGUUGUAUAGCCCCAACUGCCGGCAAGGAACAUAAUUCUGUUGUGUGAUUUGUGUUUCAAAAGUGUCUUUUCGUUGGUGAUAUACAUGUGUUCAGUGCUGAGUCUUCUCUCUCUCUCUCUAUCUGUCUUUCUCGUGGGAGACAGAUAGUCACAUCGCCAACUAGUGGGUGUCGAGCGCCUUGUGCAGUGUGUACCUUUGGCGGUCAGUUUGUUGGCGGUAUGGUGGGGCAAAUUUACAUUGGUUAAAAUAAGGACUGUACAUCUCAGUUUGUGGAUGGUGGUGUGAAGGUGUAAAAAUACUGUAAAGGCUCUCCUUUUCAUACAUAGGCAAAAUCUGGUGGUAUAACAGUGUCCUUUUCUUACCUAGGCAAAAUCUGGUGGUAUUACAGUGGAAGAGAGGCAGUAAAGCGAGGUUUGACUGUGCUUUUAAUGUAGCAAAGUCAUGAGAAAAAAUUUAAAUAAUACCAGUUUAGUGAUAGCCAAUCCUGAGCAUAAGUUUUUCUUGCCAUGUUAUCACUUGUAGAUUAGCUUGAAAAAUUAUGUACCUUCAAAUUGGAAUUUGUCCCUGAUAGAAGCGAUAGGAUGAGGAGAAAACGAAAAUUUUAUAACUCCUUAGAAAGAACCCAGCCUUUGAGAUUUAGCUUAGCUGGGAUGACAUGGCCACAGCACAGUGUCAAAGAAUGAGAAUUGGAAAAAUGGCUCAUCUGCCGUUCACAGUGUCUGUUAUACGCUUUGCGUGAUAUGAGAUAUGGACAGUGGAGUUCAAGUUCAACUUGAGUACUUCAAUGUAGAACUGGGGUCCUUGGAAGACGGGGUGCUCCAUGCUUUUUCGCCAAAGUUCAACUGCUCUUUGGAAGUCGUUUCUGUUUGUAUUGGGAUGUGUUAUUAGUCAGUCUUCUGUUGUUGUGGUGGACCCACUGGGAUAUCCACUUUCUUUUCUGGUCAUCAAAUUUUUAUAGAAACUGGGUUCAAUGGAGGUUAUGGCUAUGACACUCAGCCCUUCGUCUUUAGCCUUGACUUCGAGAAAGUACUCGGUCGUUUCUUGUUUCAGUGUUGCAUGUUUUCUGUCUGAGCAGUGAAAAUACAGAGGAGACUCUUCUUUUCAUCUCUCUGUUUUGUAAUGUUAAAUGCUACCUUGUCAUGUUAUUGUGAGUAGCAUGUAAAAUAAAUACCGGUAAACAAAAAGGCAAACAC
Molecule: messenger RNA, 3431 nt
Organism: Aplysia californica (California sea hare)
Lineage: Eukaryota; Metazoa; Mollusca; Gastropoda; Aplysiida; Aplysiidae
Product: zinc finger protein 593
Exons: 4
Coding region: 275-682 (135 amino acids)
Molecular function (GO): zinc ion binding; nucleic acid binding
Source: RefSeq, a predicted model, not a curated record